AUGAAUUCCAUAUGCAAAGAUGGAUCAUGUUUUUGUUUCUCAAAUUAUUCAUAGGAAAAAACUUUGACAUAAUGAUGCUUUGUGAAAUUGUUCAAAAAAUUUCUCUCUCCCUCUCUCUGAAAGAAAGAGUAUAAAGACGCAAUUUCUGUAGUCACUAUUGCAGUGAAUCUCUUCACUCUCCCGCCAUCUCCUACACUUCAAUGGAUCUCCCCGUCAUAGAUCUCUCUCCCUGUCUCUCCGGCGAGUGGGACCCACACCUCUGCGCCGAGGUCAGCCGCACUCUCAGGGAGACCGGCGCGCUGCUCGUGAAGGAUCCUCGCUGCACCGUCCAAGACAACGAUCGCUUCAUUGACAUGAUGGAACGCUACUUCUCCAAGCCUCACCACUUCAAACUCCUCCACGAGAGACCCCACUUGCAUUACCAGGUUGGGGUUACACCAGAGAGAGUUGAAGUUCCAAGAAGCUUGGUUGAUGAAGAGAUGCAAGAAAAACUAAAAGCAAUGCCUAAAGAAAACCAGCCUCACACUCCUGUUGGGCCCGAUCUCAAAUGGCGAUACUUUUGGAGGAUCGGUCCUCGACCGUCAAAUACCCGUUUUCAGGAACUGAAUGCUGAGCCAGUAAUACCCGAAGGUUUCCCUGAAUGGAAAGAAACUAUGGAUUCUUGGGGAUACAAAAUGAUAGCAGCAAUUGAAGUUGUUGCUGAAAUGGCAGCUAUUGGAUUUGGUCUUCCAAAGGAUGCAUUCACUUCUCUUAUGAAGCUGGGCCCACACCUGUUGGCACCAACCGGUAGUGACCUUCAAAAAUAUGGCCAGGAGGGAACUGUUUUUGCAGGAUAUCACUAUGACCUUAACUUCCUAACUAUUCAUGGUAGAAGCAGAUUUCCUGGUUUAAACAUCUGGUUAAGAAAUGGGCAAAAAGUUGAAGUGAAGGUUCCAAUAGGAUGUCUUCUUAUUCAGACAGGAAAACAGAUAGAAUGGUUAACUGGGGGGGAUUGUAUAGCUGGAAUGCAUGAGGUUGUUGCCACAAAGAGGACAAUUGAUGCAAUUAAUUUAGCACAAGAGCAGAAUCGUAGCUUAUGGAGAGUCUCUUCAACGUUGUUUGCUCACAUAGCAUCAGAUGCAGUUCUGAAGCCAUUAGGACAUUUUGCAGAGUUGCCACUUGCAAGCAAAUAUCCACCUAUGUGUGCAGGAGAGUAUGUUGAACAAGAGCUUGCAGUGAUCAAUCUCAAGGGAAAGAAAUGAAAACUUUCAUUGUUGAAGAUCAUAAUCAAAGUUCAAAACGUUUUUCUUAAACUGGAUCACAUCACACAGCUUUUCUGGUGCAAGAAACUGAAUUAUAGUUUCAUUUUUUACCCAAGAAAUGGAACGAUAUGAGCUUCCAAUUGAUCACUGAUUAAUUUCAAUACACAUGAAACGUUUACAUGCCUCA
This is a messenger RNA of Vigna radiata var. radiata (mung bean), 1428 nucleotides long. RefSeq lists its product as uncharacterized. Lineage: Eukaryota; Viridiplantae; Streptophyta; Magnoliopsida; Fabales; Fabaceae. Bases 201 to 1241 code for a protein of 346 amino acids. The transcript has 7 exons. The record is from RefSeq and is a predicted model, not a curated record.